UUAUUUGGUCUUUCUUUCCCGUGUCCAGAUUUCCCUUUCCCGUGUAUCUCUCUUAGUUCUUUCUCUCCAUGCUAAGUCUUUUCACUCUCUUUCUCUCUCUCAAACUCAAACCCUUACUCGAUUCAAACACACCAUCAAAUUCAAUGUCGCUAUUUCUAAACACUACCAACGUUUUCUAACUGACGCCACUUGAGCGGCGCCACGUCAUCACCACCACCACUACUCCUAUAGCCACCGCAGCCACCACCGGAACAUGGUCUUCAAGGGGAGAUUCUUUUCCUCCAAGAAAUCCGAUUCCGAUGGCUCCUCCAACAGUCCCCGAUCCCUCCCCUCCAACUCCCCUUCCAGAUCCGACAAGAAGAAGUCCAAAUCCCUAACCCCUCCCGCCGCCGCCGCCGCACCCGUCGCGUGCCGGCAGACGCAGGUCAAGGACGCGACCACCAAGAAGAAGGACGCAGUUAAGGGGAAGGAAGGUCAGGCUCAGGCUCCACCUGGCGGCAAGGAUUCCGCGUCUUCAUUGAAGUCUAAGAAGUCUUUGACGGCGGCGGUGGCGGCAGCGGCUGCGGCGGAAGGAGGAGUCAAGGAUUCUACGUCGCCGUCGCCGUCGUCGUCGUCCUCGGUGUCGGUGUCGCCGAUCCUGGCAUCGUCGCUAGGGUUGAACAGAAUCAAGACGCGAUCGGGGCCGUUGCCGCAGGAGAGCUUCUUCGGGUUCAGGGGAGAUAAAGGACCGGCUGCGGCUCUCGGUGCUAGCAACCUUUCGAGGCCUGGAGGUGGCGGCGGCGACGGGAGUUCGGGUUCCGGCAGCGGCGGGAAGAAGAAAGAGGGCAGAGUAGGGUUUCAGGAGGGUUUCGCAGCGGGUUCUGGCACCGGUUGGAUUGAUAAUGGGAGCAAUUCAGAUAGUAUGUCCACCGGGAGUGGACCUUCUAGGGAGCAGAGCCCGAUUGUGUUGCCAAGGUCGCGGCUGCAGAACGGAGAAUCAUCCUCCGAUGCAGGGAGACAGACUUCGUCAUGGGCUCACACUGGAGGGGUAAGAGGCCCUGAUUGCACUCCUGAGACAGCAUAUGAUUACGAAAACCCCAAGGAAUCUGAAUCUCCUCGCUUUCAAGCUAUCUUGCGGGUCACAAGUGCACCCCGAAAGAGGUUUCCCGCAGACAUCAAGAGUUUUUCUCAUGAGUUGAAUUCCAAAGGUGUCCGACCUUUUCCGUUUUGGAAGCCUCGAGGGUUAAAUAAUGUGGAGGAAGUAUUGGUUGUUAUAAAGGCAAAAUUUGAUAAGGCAAAGGAAGAAGUGAACUCUGAUCUGGCUAUUUUUGCAGCCGACCUGGUUGGAAUUCUUGAAAAAAAUGCAGAUACUCAUCCUGAGUGGCAGGAGACAAUUGAGGACUUGCUGAUUUUGGCUAGGAGCUGUGCUAUGUCUUCGGCUGGGGAGUUUUGGCUGAGGUGUGAAAGCAUAGUCCAGGAGUUGGAUGAUAGGCGUCAAGAGCUCCCUCCAGGGAUGCUAAAGCAGCUUCAUACUCGAAUGCUAUUUAUUCUUACUAGGUGUACUAGAUUAUUGCAGUUCCACAAGGAAAGUGGUUUGGCCGAGGAUGAACAUGUUUUCAAUCUCCGUCAAUCUAGAGUCUUGCAUUCUGCUGAAAAGGCUGUUCCCCCUGGUUUGGCAAGGGAUGUUAAAAGCUCUAGUGCUGCAAAAGCCUCAAAGUCCUCAACCAAAAAGGCAUAUAGUCAAGAACAAAGAACGUUGAAUUGGAAGAAAGGAGUCACACAANNNUUUGAGCCUCCUUCAGGGAGGGACCGGAUGGCUUCUUGCAAGAAAUUCCCGUCGCCAACAGGGAAAAGCCCAAAAGAAGCUGAUCAGUUGAAGGAGCAUGGUUAUGGAAAGGUUGAACCACCAAAAACUUCAAGUAGUAAGAGAUUCAGUUCCGAUGGUGAUCUUUCUUCUGCUAAGCCACCUGAGCUUCUUCCUGCCAAAGAUUCCCAGGAUCAUGCUUCCAAGCACCACCAUAAAGUUUCCUGGGGAUACUGGGGAGAUCAGCAGAAUAAUAGUGAGGAGAGCUCAAUAAUUUGUCGUAUAUGUGAGGAAGAAGUAGCUACUUCACAUGUUGAGGAUCAUUCAAGGAUUUGUUUAGUUGCUGAUCGAUGUGAUCAGAAGGGUCUGAGUGUUAAUGAACGUCUUGUUAGAAUUGCUGAAACACUAGAAAAGAUGGAGUCAUGUACACAAAAGGAUACCCAACAAAUAGUGGGAAGUCCAGAUGUUGCAAAAGUGUCAAAUUCAAGCAUGACUGAAGAAUCUGAUGUAGUUUCCCCUAAACUUAGUGAUUGGUCUCGCAGAGGAUCAGAGGAUAUGCUAGACUGUUUCCCCGAAGAUGAUAAUUCUGUGUUUAUGGAUGACCUAAAGGGUUUACCACUUAUGUCAUGUAAAACUCGUUUUGGUCCGAAGUCUGAGCAAGGUAUGACAACAUCAUCUGCAGGGAGCAUGACUCCUAGGUCUCCUUUAAUGACACCAAGGACAAGUCAGAUUGAAAUGCUCUUGGCAGGAAAGGGUGCUUACUCCGAACAUGAUGAUCUGCCACAGAUGAAUGAACUUGCUGAUAUAGCACGCUGUGUUGCAAACGCACCUCUGGAUGAUCAUCGCUCAACAUCAUAUUUAUUAUCUUGUCUUGAUGACUUACGAGUUGUUGUAGACCGGAGGAAAUUUGAUGCACUUACUGUGGAGACCUUUGGAACACGUAUCGAGAAGCUGAUACGUGAGAAGUAUUUGCAGCUUACUGAGAUGGUGGAUGUAGAAAAGAUAGAUAUGGAGAGCACUGUAAUGGAUGAUGAUGUCAUCUUGGAAGAUGAUGUGGUCCGUAGCUUGAGAACAAGCCCAAUCCAUUCUUCAAGGGACCGUACCUCUAUUGAUGACUUUGAGAUCAUAAAGCCUAUAAGUCGUGGGGCAUUUGGACGGGUUUUCCUGGCCAAAAAGAGAACAACUGGUGAUCUUUUUGCAAUUAAGGUUCUGAAGAAGGCUGACAUGAUUCGUAAGAAUGCUGUGGAAAGUAUAUUAGCAGAACGUGAUAUCUUAAUUACAGUUCGGAAUCCUUUUGUGGUUCGUUUCUUCUAUUCUUUCACAUGCCGUGAGAACUUGUAUCUUGUAAUGGAGUAUCUUAAUGGAGGUGACCUAUAUUCGUUAUUAAGGAAUUUAGGUUGCUUAGACGAGGAAGUUGCUCGCGUGUAUAUUGCUGAAGUGGUUCUCGCAUUAGAGUAUUUGCAUUCACUACGAGUGGUUCAUCGAGACUUGAAACCUGACAAUUUACUGAUCGCUCAUGAUGGUCACAUUAAGCUAACAGAUUUCGGGCUUUCCAAAGUCGGUCUCAUCAACAGCACGGAUGAUUUAUCUGGUCCAGCAGUGAGUGGGACAUCCUUGCUUGGGGAGGAUGAGCCUAACAUGUCUACAUCUGAACAUCAAAGGGAACUGAGGAAGAAAAGAUCUGCUGUAGGUACCCCUGAUUAUUUGGCGCCAGAGAUUCUUUUGGGAACUGGACAUGGGUAUACGGCUGAUUGGUGGUCUGUUGGGGUCAUUUUAUUCGAGUUGCUUGUUGGUCUUCCACCUUUUAAUGCAGAGCAUCCUCAGACUAUAUUUGAUAAUAUUCUUAAUCGUAAGAUACCUUGGCCUGCAGUUCCUGAAGAAAUGAGUCCUGAAGCUCAAGAUCUUAUUGAUCGAUUAUUGACUGAAGAUCCUAACCAAAGACUUGGAGCUAGAGGUGCAUCAGAGGUGAAAGAACAUGUUUUCUUUAAGGAUAUAAAUUGGGACACACUUGCUAGACAGAAGGCUGCGUUUGUUCCUGCCUCUGAGAGUGCUCUAGACACUAGUUACUUCACUUCUCGCUACUCAUGGAAUACUUCAGACGGUCUUGUAUAUCAUGCAAGUGAUGCUGAGGAUUCUAGUGAUGCUGAUAGCUUAAGUGGUAGCAGUAGUUGCUUGAGCAAUCGCCAAGAUGAAGUGGGAGACGAAUGUGGGGGUCUUGCUGAGUUUGAUUCCAGCUCAUCAGUCAACUACUCUUUUAGUAAUUUCUCUUUUAAGAAUCUCUCCCAGCUUGCAUCAAUCAACUAUGAUCUUCUCUCCAAGGGAUGGAAAGAUGAUCCACCAGCAAAUCCCGGAGCAUAGCUUUCUUUUCUUCUGUCGAAGUCCAGAAUUCGGUGUUUAGACAUCGUCCAAGCAAUUUUGGGUGCACAAGCACCUUUGUCAUCUGUACACAUUGUAAAUAAAUUCUAGAAGCUCAAACUGAUUCAGGAUGUACUCUCUGCUUAUUAGGUCACAGGAACUAACACUGGGUGGUUUUCAAUUUUUCGGUUUUGUUGUAUUGUAUGAAUUUGAGGACUGUAAAUGUUAAAAUGCAUACCAGUGUUGGUUGCUCACAUUGUUUCUUGUGGUGCUUUCAUUAAUAUAAUGCAGCACUGAGGGCACAUCCCUUUUUGUUCAGCUACUGUAAUAUUAUUUACUUGUAUAAUUGAGAUGUUGUGAAUUAUCUUUCUAA
Messenger RNA from Arachis duranensis, 4511 nucleotides. RefSeq names its product probable serine/threonine protein kinase IREH1. Gene Ontology annotation, biological process: peptidyl-serine phosphorylation; intracellular signal transduction. The transcript is spliced from 18 exons. Lineage: Eukaryota; Viridiplantae; Streptophyta; Magnoliopsida; Fabales; Fabaceae. Bases 254 to 4141 code for a protein of 1295 amino acids. The record is from RefSeq and is a predicted model, not a curated record. Gene Ontology annotation, molecular function: ATP binding; protein serine/threonine kinase activity.